GGAAAAUCAGCCCACAACAAGAGCAACAUCUCUUCAUAACUGUUCUUUAGUGGAAAGAUUGUCUGAACCACUCCUGGUCUGUUGGCUUUCUCAAGCAUCCACUCCUUCACUAUACAUAUCGUCCCGCAGCAGGGAUGACAACUCCAGUCCCCUUCGGAUGGCUUCUUGUUCUGCUGAACUGGUCUCGGUCGGAUCACCUUCUUCCAAGGACCCCAUCCUCGAGGGUACACUAAGACCAUCCAUUCCUCGGUCCCAGUCCUUACAUGAUCAUUUUUCCUUCUUCUCUUUUAAUCCUGGCUUCCUUACAUUCUAUACUUUCACAACUUAAUGUCUCCUUUUGCGGAAUCUUAAACACUCUGGAUUCUCCUUCUACCUCCAGCCAUUGUUCAUCCCACAUCACCACCUUCUUCGUUUCCCCCGAUCUUUCUCCCUCUUCCGAUGUCAAGAAGACAUCUAUCUCCCUCCUCCUCCUUUUCUCUGACUCCUUCCCCUAUUUUCUUGCCUUUAACUCUUUCAUCUUCUCUAUAAUUUUCACUACCUCUUCCUUUCUCGCUUCGCUAUCCUUUUCCUCCUCCGUAGAUGCAUGAGGAGACGGCUCACUCUCUCUCCUUUCUUCUCCUUUAUCUUCCUGUUCACAUAGAUCCAGAGGAGACCGAGAUGUUAUCUCUAAUUCCUUUAAAAGUUGUGAUAGGCUAAUUGGGAAAUCUGCUCUCAUGAUUCUUAUUUUCAUAUCCGUGAAUGGGAUUAGCAUGAUUCUUUUUUUUUCUUAACUCUGUUUCUCUUAGUAACCAGGCAACACCACCCAAGGAAUGCACCUAGUGGUUUGAUUUCCUAAUAAAGCAGGGCUAGUUCCCCUUUUGAUAUCUAGCAGCAUAGUUUGCACAGCAGCGAACACUUAGUCAGAACAAUUCCUGUCACAUAUGAGUGAGCAUAAUCCUACGGUGGUCUGCAUGGGGGUGAAAUGAACAGAAUUCAGCCUCAGAAUUUUGAUGCAGCUUCACUUGGUUUGGGAAAUUCAGUCUUCAGUUCUAAAAAAGGUCCUCUGUGUGUCCCUUGCACUCGACAAUGUGUCUGUGUAUCUGCCAUUGCUCUUAUUAUACUUGGUAUCAUCGCUGCGGUCAUUGCAAUAAUUGUCACAGUUGGUAUCCCCCCACCUACACCAGUUAAUCGAUUAUGUGUAACUACCAGUAAUCAGACAGGUUUUUUAUGUGACAACAGAGAAACGUGCAUUUCAGCCAGCCAGGUUUGUGACACAAGAAGAAACUGUGCAAAUGGAGAAGAUGAGCAGGAGACACUAUGUCGUGACUUGCCCAACAACCUUCCGGAAUACUUGAUAUUUCACUGCAGCAACCCCAGAUUGUGGAUCUCUGCAGACAAAAGAUGCAACGGGUUCAAUGACUGUGGAGACUGUUCUGAUGAAACAGGGACCUGGGCCAGCUGCCCUCCUUGUGGGCCUCAGUGGUGGAGAUGCACGAUGGUUGUCUUAUAUAGUUACUGUGCCUGCAUUCCCAGAAGUUUUUGCAGAGAUGGGAUUCAGCACUGCUUUGACUGGUCUGAUGAAUAUAUCUGCACAAAAUGAGCUAUUAAGAAUUCUACACCUUUCAGAUGAUACUGGGAGCAAUCCAGCAACUACUGCUGUUGUGGAACCACUCUUCAUUUUAGAUAAGCUUGUGGAAAAUGCUUGAUACCGUGUUAUAUGUAUUGUUUUUAGAUCAACUAUUCUUCAACUUUUGAAUUCAGGAGCAUGUUUACAAUGUCCUGAUACCGAUCAUCAUCAUCUUAGAACUGCAGAACUGGAAGGGACUGUAUGAAUCAUGAUGUCCAGGCCCUGUCAGAGGCACAGUGGAGAAUCAAACUCCCAACCUCUGGCUCUGCAGCCAAAUACCCAAACCACUGAGCUAUCCAGCAGUUCCUGCAGCAGAGUCCCUAAACUGAAAGGACUUGGUGGUAAAACAGGAUUUUAUUUCCAUGCAAUUUGAUGAACACACUAAUUUAUAAAAAUGCUGUUAAACUCUGGUUUCAUACUAUCUUAAAUGAAACUAAAAUUAGGAGGACAAUAGUUACACCAAAACCUCUCAUGCACAUAUAGACUAAAGUGAAUGCUGGGUGGCUGUUGUACCAAUACCUGCAGUAUUUAUGCCUAAAUGUGAAGUCAGUAAUAUCCUGCUAUCUAGUCUCCUUGCUAAAUAUACUUCCUACUUUUCUGAGCAGUCUAUAGAUAUUGGGUGUCGAGUUCCAUCAGAGCCAAUGUCUGCUUAGUACUGUCACUGGAUAGCCACUGUACCCAUCUCAGUUACUUCUUGUUUUAUAUUAAACUCACCAGAUUAUUUCCUCUCAGAUUAGUUACAAAUAUUACUUUCAAUUUACUUGGUUUAAUUUGCAAUUAUUAGCACUGAAUUAAUAAUGUAAGGCAGGAUUGUAUUCUGUCUCUUAUAGUUAUAACAUAAUGCCAACCAAUCUAUCUGAACUGAGAGAGGCUUGUGAGUUACAUACUUUUAUGUAACAGUAAGCAUGCAUUGAAUUGUUUUUUAAAUUGUUUUAGUUUACAAUGUUUGAUGGAACCCAC
Pogona vitticeps (central bearded dragon) is the source of this 2566-nucleotide messenger RNA. RefSeq names its product low density lipoprotein receptor class A domain containing 1 (gene LDLRAD1). Lineage: Eukaryota; Metazoa; Chordata; Lepidosauria; Squamata; Agamidae. The record is from RefSeq and is a predicted model, not a curated record. Gene Ontology annotation, cellular component: plasma membrane. Gene Ontology annotation, molecular function: protein binding.